UGUUGUGGCGCUUCGUAUUUACCUGUUGGAUUGCACUCGACUCGCCGCUAUUUUGCCGUGAUUGCCGUGCUUUGAGUGCUUUUGCUACUGCUCGGGGGUUGGUCUCUUGGUCUGACAGCUGCGGGAGAGGCAGCUUCGCCAGAUGUGACUUGAGAGAGAGAGAAAUACAAGCCACGAUGGUGGAUCUGGGUGGGGGACCCAGAGAACGUUUCCAAAGUCUGACAACAGAUGAAACUGAGGAGGUUCUACCUGCUGUAUCAACAGUGGGAUAUUACUCACACUCAUACAAUGUGCCUCGUUCCUCGCCAUGGAGACAUGCCACUCAAAACCAGGAUCCUGUCUCCAGACACAACCUUCUUGAAGCUAUGCACAAUGACCUCAUACAAAUCAAAAGUGACCCAGAGACAGUGUCACGGCUAUGCACCAGCACUAGCUCAUUGUCAUCCAUCCCGAGUGCCAUCAUGUCAUCCAUGGAGGCAGCAGAGGAUGUCAGAGCCAAGGGUCAGUUGCUGCAGGAAAUCACCCGAGAGGCAGAAACAUUUGAGCGGUACAGUCCGUCCCCUGCCCCAGUUGGGUGUUACCGCAGCUAUAGCCUUGCACCAGAGCCUCAACAAGCUGCUGAUGCUGAAUACAUAUGCACAUUCGCAGAUGCACCAGAGUGGUCAUGGAGUCGCACCAGCACCCCAGGAGAGGAUCGGGUUCCUGUGGGGUCAACCGGGAGUGGAACUCUUAUUGUGACAUCAGGCACCACUAAUGAAACAGUCAUUGGUUCCCUCCAGUAUGCUGUUCCAUCGCAUCUUUCCCCUGAUGCAUUUUCAGCUCUUCCUUCCAUAUCAGUUGCUCAGCCAACAGCCUCCACUCCAUCAUUAUCAGGAUCACCUAUGCAACGGCCCCUACCCCUCAAUUAUAUCUGA
Molecule: messenger RNA, 914 nt
Organism: Penaeus monodon (black tiger shrimp)
Lineage: Eukaryota; Metazoa; Arthropoda; Malacostraca; Decapoda; Penaeidae
Exons: 5
Coding region: 177-914 (245 amino acids)
Source: RefSeq, a predicted model, not a curated record